This is a messenger RNA of Pogona vitticeps (central bearded dragon), 8727 nucleotides long. It is a transcript of the gene ALMS1, whose product is annotated as ALMS1 centrosome and basal body associated protein. The record is from RefSeq and is a predicted model, not a curated record. Gene Ontology annotation, molecular function: microtubule binding. NCBI's taxonomy places the organism in Eukaryota, Metazoa, Chordata, Lepidosauria, Squamata, Agamidae. Gene Ontology annotation, cellular component: cytosol; centriole; centrosome. Gene Ontology annotation, biological process: regulation of centriole replication.
UUCCCCCCCGCCUCCCUUUCUCAUUCUCACAGCGAGUCCCUAACAACGCAGGGAGGAACGGGGCCGGUUCGGCGCAUGCGCGACCCGCCUCGCCCGCUCUGUGGCUACCUGAGGAGGCGGGCGGCGCGUGAGGAGGGGCUGCGCGACUCCCCGCCUCAGUAUUGUCGGACCACCAUGGAAGAGGCUCCGAAAGAGAGCCGUCAGAGCUUUCCUAUUGAAACAACACCACCAUAUCAUGAGGUGAAGGAAGAACUAUUAAGCCAAAGCAGUAGUGGAACACAGAUUUCAAAUGCCAGUGGUGUCUCCUUGGGAGAACUGAUCAGACGUAGAUCUGUUAUUAAUCAGGGGGUGGAAGCAUGGUACCGACCUUGUACAGAAGUGGAUGACAGCAAUCUGACUGGAGCCAAAGGAGGGAGGCUCAGCCAGACUGAAGCUUGCGAUAUGACUGAAUUUCCAAUGAUGGAGGAAGGAUUGGUUACACCCACAGAGAACUCUAGAAGGCAGCAGGCACCUAAUAUGACUCAUACUCCCAUGCUUGAAAUUCAGGACAGUUGCCUCUCUCCCAACCUCCCACUGAUGACGACAUACUCAACGCAAGGUCAAACGUUCUUCAGUGAGACGGUCUUUCCACAGACGGAAGUGGAUUUUGCUCCCCUGAGAGGAACCCUUGAUGCUUCUGAAAAUACUCCAAGGCAUUUGCAUAUGAGUGAAGCGGUACGGCUGGCGGCCACAGAAGUCAGUUCAGAUUUGUCUGGAGACUGCAAUUUUCUCUCUCAGCACCCCUUGGCUUUCAGCACGAUGGCACCUAGCAACGCUAGCCUUAGUAGUUGCCUUUCCCAGCAUCCCCUUUCUUUUUCUGGGCACAUCGCUGUGGAACAGAGGCAACACGGCGAAGAGCAAAGGGCUAAGGAUGGGAAUUCUGGAGUCUUAGGUUUCCAGAUGCUUCCAGGCCAGAACCACUUGCCUGCAGCUUGUCCUCCAGAGGGUUCUUGGGGAACGGUCCCAGGCCAGGACUUCUUCCUUUUGGACAGCAAGGUGCCGACACCUCUCCUGCUUGAAAUGCUUGAGAAGGAGAUGGGGCUCGCCAAGGAUGGUGGCUUCUCAUCUUCUGCGAGCUCUUCUUCUAAAAGCGUUUCGGGAAAGGCCCCAGAAGGAAAUGAGACAAGUCAGCCAAUGGAGAGUAUAGUUUUGGUAGAGAGGGAGCCAGAGACCUUUGUGGAGCCACAUCAACAAGAAAACACCAUUCCUGACCCUGCUUCGUUCAGACUACUUUCUGAUGCAGAGGGAAAUCCAUUUAGAAAUAGCAAGGACAUGGAGCAAUUGUCUGCAAAUACUUUGCAGGCAUGGAUGUCCUCCAGGGGGUAUAGGAUGGAUUUGGGUGACUCUUGCAGUAUUGCCGGGACAUCUGGGAAAGCCGUCAUCGGCAAACAGCAGGUUUCUGAUGCUCAGUUUGAGGAACAAAAAAGGAACCUCGUUAAAGCACUGGUUGACUGUAGACUUGAUGCUGUUGUACCUCUCCAGUCAGCCACUGUGACUCCUGAGGCGGGCAAUACAUGCAGCAAGCAGGUAAACACUCUGCUGGAAGAAGCCAAGGCAGGAGUGACAAAAAAAGAAUUGACACUCUCUGACUACAGUAUAGAGAGAGAGCAUAAGGACAUUGGAGUUUCUCCUUCCUUUCAUGAAGGGUCAUUCUUUGGACACCUGGCCCAUCCGAUUCAUCACUCUACACCAGGGUUUUUUGCAGCCAGAAGUGUGAAAGAAGAAGCUCCUGGUGUGGCCGCCCCAGCCAAAUCCAUUCUUCAGUCCCCUCUCUCUUGUGUACACGAAGAGAUUUUCAAGACUUCGUUGGCUAGUACAUGUGUUCCUUCUGUGGAAGACCCUCGUGUGCCUUCUGGGGAUGACACUUGUGUCCCUUCUGCUGAAGAGCCUCUUGUGCUCCAAAGCAGCCAAGAUGCAGACACUGGAGGCAGUGGCAGUCCUGGGGUUCUACAUCCUCUUAAAGGUAGGAUCCAGUCUCUGCCUUGUCUCAAUUUCAUGGAGAAAGUAGGGGCAUGGAGCAUGAGCCAGUCAGCUGAGAGGAUGUCUGAUGCUUUGGCUUUACAUGCUUCAGGUGGCAUGUCUUCCAGGCAGAAAGCCUACAGUGCUACUGCAGACUCCUUAAACAGCAUCCACUUAAGACAGAAGAGCCACGCUGAUCUUAAAACAGGGCUGGUGGCAUCCUUUUGUCAACCAGUUUCUAUGACCAGUCAGCACUCUUACCAUAAAGAGCCAUCACAAACUUUACCACUUACCAGGUCUCAUUCUGAAAACUCUGUGAUCACAGUCAGCAAAGAGGUUUUGAAAACGGAGGUAGGUAACCGGACCAAUCCAGAUUAUGAUCAUCAACCAGCACCAGGUAAAGACUGUGUUUUGGGAGCUUCAGGAAUUAAGCAAGAUAAUGCUAACACGGAAGAUUCCCUUAUCCAACAUCAUACAGCUGUCCUAGUUUCAGCUGUGUCCAGUGACGAGGAAACCAUGGAAAGUGCUGGAAGAGGAAGAGGUUCAAAUCCAGAUAAUUUCAUUACCAGUGACAGGGUUGCUGAACUUCUCAGAGAAGAGGCUAAUUCUCUUAGCAGUAGCCAAGAAAUGUCUGAUGGUUCUCAUAGGAAUGGCAGAGAAUUGCCAGGCUUGAUUAAAAUGGACUGUUUUAGAGAUGUUUCGCCAGAUAGCUUGAAUCAAGUCACUGGCUCUGGGACAGGUAGCUGUACAGACUUGAGACUUCCUUCAAGACAGUCAUCAAGGAGAUCUUCACCUCUUUCUGGAAAACUGCAUAGCAGUUUGGAGGAUGUACCACAAACCCCAGAUGAUGGACAUAUCAACAUAGAAGAGAGAAUACCAGUGUACCUCCGUAACCUUGGCAUUGAUCAGUCACCUUCAUCUAUACUGACUCCGUUUGUGCCUCGAGGGCCAGUCAGAGAAAUAGAAUUGUCUCCAACAGAGCUCAGAACACUGAAGGCAUCGACUGAUCUGUUUACACAGCGCUCGCAGUUAUCAGAAGGAGACUCUCACUCUCUAGUAGAUGCUAUGCAGUCAAGCUCAAACUCUUCUACUGUUCCUGGGGGCUCGGAUCCUGUUCCCAGCAUUCCUCUGCCAGCAGAGCCCUCCCCACACACUUCCAGAGUCAGUGAGUUCAGCCCCAUUCGCCGUCAGUUGCAGCUGCCUGCUCCUGUGCCACAUCCUGCAGAGGGCACUUCCGAGACUCUGGCUGCUCCCGCAUCCCGAGAACACAGUCAGGUAUUAACAGCAGUUCCUCCUGACCUCCGUUCUGAUGAGAAGUCAACAAAAUGGGGGCAGACGCAGAUGGACCCGGUGCAUUCCGAUGAAGUUGGAUCAAGUCAAGAGAAACGGUCUUUUAGCUCUCCACCCGAAGAAAAACAUGGAAAGGAUCUGAGUGGAAAAGCUAGUUCUUUGAGUACGAUUACUGAAAGAGAAAAAGAUGAUUCCUUCAUAGGAUCAAAAACACUGAAGGAGAUUGGGAAACUUCUAGGAGAGGCAGAAAGUAGAACUCCAGUCAAGAACUUUAAAUCUACCUCUUGUAUCUCCUCCUCCAUCGACCUGGACAGCUCCUCAAAACAAAGGGGAAAACUGGGUGGCUGUCAAGAUUCUCACUUCCUCAAAGGGAACACCCCAGGGAUUCAGAGAAUACGGUCAUGGGAUGAAUCCCUGGCCAAGCAAGAUUUUCAAGGAGACAAGGGGCUCAGCAAAACCCUUAGCUUAUCUGGCAAUUUAAAAUGGGGAGAACUGCUUCCUGUGGCUGCGGGUGAAUGGCACGAGGUAGUGGACCCUGUAAGGCGAUCGGAACCAGAAGGGUGUAACAGUGCCACAGUCAAUAAAAACCUGCCUGUUCUUGUAAAUAGUGGAGCAGACAACAGUUUAUGCACUUCUGAAGAUCUCAAAGAAUUCCAGGCUACUUCUAGCAUAAAGCCUUUGAAUAACGUCUCUCAUCCUGUGGGAAGCGUUCAGCACGUUUUGGAGAAAACCAAGGAAGCUGGCAAGAAAGAGAUGGGUAGUAGUCAUGAAAGUGGAAAUAGCAGCAGUGUGGACUCGCUAGGAAUCAAAGUGAGAACUCUUCUGCAAUCUGAACGUCCCAUGACACAGUCAGUGCUUUGGGUGGGUGAGCAGGAGCACUGUGGUCCUAUGAGUGGUCAGAAGCCGAGUUCCUCUGGAGGUAGCUCGGCUUUCAGCAGAGGGGAUGUUGGCGUCCACCAGAGUGAUCACAGCAGCAGUUUAGAUUCUUUGGCUGUCCGUGUCAAAACCCUUCUGGAGGAUGAGCGUCCUGUGAUGCAUGCGACUCAGAUACUACAAAGAGCAGAGGAAGAAGAAAAAAGGGCACAUGCCUGGGUGAAAAUGAAGCUGGCCACUCUUCCUCUAGGCUCUGUGCCUGACCUGAAUAAAGAAGAUCGGCAGAUGAUAGAAGAAAUCAAGAGACAGCAGCGUCUUAGUGCCAGGAAAGCUGAGGCUCUUAAGAAUCAGCUUUGGGAAGAUGGAUCUCAGAGAAUUUCGAGCCACAGCCCUAUCCCAGAGCCCAACGCAGGACUUUCAAAUCUUCUCGGUCAAAAUGAUCUGCAAAAGGCCAUUUACACUCAAAAUUCCCAAGUAGUUGCAUUUCCAGAGUUACUUGAAGUUCAGGCCCGACCAGUGGGUGGAGCUGGCAGUACCUUUCCAAUUGAUCCAGAGAUGAUGUCCUUGACCGGUGUCGAAAGCCGUGCCUACAAGCAGCUCCACACCCCCUCAGAUAACGUCUUGUCUUCCAGACAACAUUUCCAACCUCCUGUAUGCAAUAUUACAGAUACGCAUCUGGUGGGGCAGACAUGUGCUCCCAGGGAGAUCGUAGGAGAGGAGAGGAAUGUGUUGGCCCAGGCAAAAUUGACUGUCACCAGCUCUUCUACAGAACCUGCCAAACAAAUUACUUCUAUCACUUUUGCAUCUCGGAAAAGGUCAUAUUCUCCUUCUGCUUCCUGUGUACCCUGCCCUGGUCUUACCGAGGCCACUCCUUGUAAUCUGGUAACUUCCAAAGCCCAGUCUGUUACCAGUGAACAGCCAAAAUCUAGUAGGCAACAUCCAGAAACGUUCAAAUCCCAUCCUUCAGGAAACCCAACAGCCAAACAUAUGCCAGAUAUGAAUGUGGGAUUUUCAUCAGAUAAAUACUACCGUCAGAAUGACCACAAGGAGGAAUUGCACGCAGAAGAUGGCAUCACAUCACAGGGGAAACCUCAAACCAGUUGUGUUGAGCAGAAGGUCCACUUUAUUACGGAGGCCCAUGAAGGAAUUCAGUCUUCUUCUCAAGCCCUUUCUGAUCUGAGAAGACACAAGAAGCCUUUAGGUGUUGCUUCUGAUAACCAGUCUGAGGAAGAAAGAAUGAGAACUGAUGUGUUCUUCUCUGUAAACUCAUCUCAGCAGAAGACGGAUCAAGCUUGCCUCCAGAAUCGGUCACUGAAUGGCACAGGAAGCUUUGCCCAUGAGCCGUUUUUUCUUAAAGGGAAAGACAGUACAACAGAGAAUAAACUUACUUUUGACUUGAAUCUAUGCAACACUGGAGACAUGGGCAUAGGAGGUAUCAGUCCAUUGCCACCAGCUUCCCUAGAUUGCUUUUCAGCUGUCGUACCUGUAUCUCCUUCCUCGCCAACUAAGAAAGCCCUGUCUGCAGUCCACAUUACUCUCUCCCCAAAGCGUCUUGAUUUGGAUUGUUCAAGUCCUUUGGACGCCGGCCCUGAUAUGAAACAAGCCGGUGGGUGUAAGAUGAGCUCUAAGCCAGCAACUUUAAAUGAUCCACUGCGUGAAGCUCCGUCUAGGUUAAAACCCCCAAAGACUCAAGAUUCAUCACACUUCCCAAGACCAUUAUCACCACCAGAUUCUCACUUAAGGCAUUCACCUAUUUCGUGUAUAACAAAACAUGUCUCACAUGGAGUUGAGGAAGACAGGCAAAGUUUUCCAGGCACACAGCAAGGAAAUGCUAUAGUCUUAAGUUCAGGUGGACUAGAAGAAAAUGCAGAGACCACAGUUGCUUCUCAGACACAAAGGAUGUCAUCGGAUGCCAUCACUCAGAUAACAACGGAAAGCCCUGAAAAGACAACCUAUUCUGCAGAGAUAUUUGUUAGCACUGACAGUAAAGAGGCGUCGGCUUUGAACCUUCUUCCUCCGAAGAGAGACCAGUUUCCAAGUACCGCAAUGCCUGCUGUGAACCAGGUCUCCCUUUUGGAGGGACAGACAGGUAUGCCAGUGUUGCUCCCAUAUAAACCACCGGGGAGCUCAGAAAUGUACUAUGUUCCUUGUCGAAAAGAAACACUCAGGCUGUUUCGUAUCAAGUCGGAGACAACCGUGGAGAGCUCCCAUUCAGGUUCCAAUGAUGCUGUGCCUCCAGAAUUCCCACCACAAACGCUUGGCUCCUGGAAUGAGAAUCCUCCCAGCUCUGUAGCGAUUCGACACAGAGAGGGUAUCUAUAGUAAAAGGCCCGCACCCAGGAAUGCUUGGGCAGAAGAAAAAAUGUCAGCACAGCAUGGUAUGGAAGAAAGUUCCAAAAGUAGAAAUGGCUUGGAACCUGUUAAAACCACCAAUUCCAUCUUCAGGCCUGCUCAAUUUUACCUGCACCACCCAGUGUCUCUGCGGCAUGAAACUGACCACCUUCAUGGGAAGGAUGCCUUGCGGCAGAAUAUACAGCAAGGGCACCUGGCUGUUGCAGCAAAAGACUUCCUCCACAACAAGGGCAUUUUGGAGAGAAGCCAGGCCCCUGUCUCCCCAUAUCAAGCAAGAAGAGAUGAUCAUUUUUCCCCACUGACUCCUGAGUUAGACUACAGCUUUGUUGAGGAAUUUACUUUCAACAGGACUUCAGGGAGAGAAUCUCCAAAACAGGAAAGGUCCCUUCCUGAUGUGAGGAAACCUGGCCACGAGGUGGCUAAAGAAUGGCCUGUUCCAAGCAGCCCAAAAAGUAGCUUGGAAGAGAAGCAGAGGGCUGAUCACCCAUUGAAGCAAGGUAUUCCCUUGACUGGGAGUUUAGAUGAACUCUGGACAAAAUACUUAGAACGCCAAAAGGAUCAUCCUCAACGAAAUCCCAGUAGCAACAGGAAAGAGUUGUCUCUGGUAGAGCGACUCGAUCGGUUAGCCAGACUCCUGCAAAACCCUGUUAGGCACUCACUGCCUGCCAAGGAGGAGCAGCCGAAGGGAAAGGAGCCAAAGCAAAUCAGCUUCCAAGGGAAAAUGGCAUCUAUAAGUAAGCUGGCCACCUGUAGCAAAAUAGAAGAAAGCCAAGAUGCCACCACUGGUGUAGGGCUUUCAAAACCCAGGCAUCAGAACGCAGCCGCAGCUGUUGACCACAUGGAUGGAAGCUCAGAGCAGCUCCAGAACUCCGAGGCUCUGAGUGACACCUCUUCAGAGGUGAGGCCGGCGAAAGACUCCAGCGCGUUAACUGACAUCACCAGUGAAUCGGAGGCAACCCGACUGGAGACAGAAAGCGUGUCUCGGACAGAGGCAAGUGGUUCUGUUUCCACCAUUGACACAGCGAGAUUGAUUCGAGCUUUUGGGCGUGACCGAGUGAAGGUAUCUACAAAACUCUCCCAGCUGUACAGCGUCAUCAACCUUCAGAAGACAUGCUCGGAGAAGCACGGGAAGAGAAGCAGGAGAGCCAGAGGAACAGACUACCAAAAAAUGGCCCAUUCAGAGCAAAAAAGGCAGGAUUCUCAGACAACCGACUCUGUCAUUUCAUCGGAUUCCGUUUCCACCGCCAGUGUUUCCCGUGGACCCAGCUCUGCUCUCAGUCACAAGCGUAACCCCCGGAUGUUAAACAAGGCCAUCCAGGCAGGAGAUUUUGAGAUCGUGAACAGUGGGACAAAGAGGCACACACGAGACGUUGGUCUGACGUUUCCUACCCCGGCAUCCAGCCAAGCAAGGCUACAGGGAGGCCGCAAGAGUGGAACAGAAGAUGAGGUUUACGGAUGGUUGGAUGGACCCGUUUCAGAAGGCAAACAGACGCGGCAGCCAAAUGGUUUUCUUGCAGAAAAACGGCCAAGAAGGAACAAGCCGCAGGGGCUGCAAGGAGUUUCCUGGUUUGUCCCCGCAGAGGAUUUAAAAGCUGAGCCUAGGGGAGGAGAUGGACCCAGCCCUCCUCCCGAACCCGGGUCCUCGUGGUUUGAACCUCUGCUGAGCACGAAACCAUGGCGGGAGCCCCUCCGAGAGAAGAACUGGCAGGAGGAUCGCUGCGAGGGCCUCCAGGUGCGUCUAGCGACUCCAAGGAGAGAGGGAGAGAACAAACCGCCUCGGCCUUUCGUGAAAAUGACGCUGCAGGAAGCUCUUGCAUUACACCGCCCGGAUUUCAUUUCCAACUCUGGGGAACGUGUGAAACGCCUCAAGCUCAUCAUAGAAGAGAGGAAACUACAGCGCUUGCUCCAGGGCGAAAGAGAAGAAUUAUUUAACCCUCUGGAAGGGAGGAGAAAGGACAGGAAGGGGAGCGAUCUUUCUCCAAGCAGAGGCUACCGGACUAUACGGCGGAAAAGAGCAAUUUCCAAGAGCGAAAUGGUUCAGAGAUCCAAACGCAUCUAUGAGCAGCUGCCUGAGGUUCGUAAGAGAAGAGAGGAAGAGAAGAGAAAAUCGGACUACUCUACAAAUCGCUUGAAGGCCCAGCUGUAUAAAACGAAAAUCACCAACCACAUUUUGGGAAGAAAAGUGCCUUGGGAGUGAGGAUGAAACCGAUGAAAG